Molecule: messenger RNA, 1905 nt
Organism: Salvelinus sp. IW2-2015
Lineage: Eukaryota; Metazoa; Chordata; Actinopteri; Salmoniformes; Salmonidae
Product: E3 ubiquitin-protein ligase CBL
Biological process (GO): cell surface receptor signaling pathway; negative regulation of epidermal growth factor-activated receptor activity
Cellular component (GO): membrane raft; plasma membrane
Molecular function (GO): phosphotyrosine residue binding; calcium ion binding; receptor tyrosine kinase binding
Source: RefSeq, a predicted model, not a curated record
CACAAAACAAAGAGAGAGAGAGGGGCCAGCCAGAGUCAGACUGAGACAUAAAAAAGUUUCCGUUGUGCUGCAAAGAGAACCUGGGGUCUAUAUCUGAGACACCAUUUGUAUGUUGUAGAUGAAAUCAGAGAGAGUUACGCCACACGGGGGGAGAGAUAGUGCCUGGGCACAAGAGCGUAAAAUGUUGAGUAAGAAGGGGAGGAGAGAACAGGGGAGGAGAGGGGUUGAGAUUGUUUAGGAAGGGUGAGUGGUUAUUUGUCUGUCUUGUUCUGCCCUCCCUUGCUCUCUCUCUUUCAGGGUUUUCUCUUUACACUUUCUCUUUACAAACUGAACGGGAAACAGACUGUUUAAAAAAUAUUGGCUACUUCUGGAGAACUGACCAAAGAAAUUGAUGAUUUAUGAAUUGAGGACUUUAUGAAUGCAGGCUUGAAAAACCACCAUUUUUUUAAAGAUUGUUUGUAAACAGUUUUGAGAGAUUAUUUGUUUGCACUUUUCUGGACAAGACAUUUCACCUCCAUUCUUUCUAAACCACAGCAGUUGUCUCCAUUCCUGUUGGACUAUGGUAUAUUCUGGCGCUCUGCCCCUAUCUGGAUWACCUGAUUUCAUUGGAUUAUUCUUUGGAUACUGAGGAACACUGGUGAAGAUAUAUUGGAUAAAGUGUGCUCUUUUCAACUCAAGCUGUCAACCAUAAAGAUACAAUGACAACAUUUACUAAGCCGUCCAUGCCAGACAUGACAGACAUCUAGARCACUCCCUCAUUCAACUGUCARAGAUAGGGCUGCCAGACAGAAACCGUCAGGCUGCACUGAACAGAUCCCCCUCGGACUAACACACCACAACCAGGAAUCCCUCCUCAGGACAAUGGCCACGGGAGGGAACGGGCUAGGAUCUGACCGGAGCCUGAAAUCCACCUCCCAGCCGCCCAGUGCCUCUGACCGGCGGCAGGUGGACAAGGCCCUGAAGAGGUUGGAGAAGCUGCAUCGGCUAUGUACCAACCCCAGGCUGGGCCUGAGGAACAGCCCCCCAUACCUCCCCGAGGUGGUCUCAGAGACAGCCACGCUGCUCACCCAGGUGUGGGAGCCGUACAGGGGGCCUGCAGCUGGGGUGCAGGCCCCCCGGGGCGAUGAGGGGGAGUACCUGAGGAUCCAUGCAAGACACCUGCUAGAUAAGACUAACCGGGCCGUGCUGCUGUUUAAAGAGGGGCGCGAUAAGAUGUUCGAGGAGAUGUCCAGCUACAGGAGAAACUUGACCAAGCUGUCCCUGCUCUUCAGUCACAUGCUCUGGGAGCUGAGGGCCAUGUUUCCCGAGGGGCGCUUUCAAGGCCACACCUACAGGCUGACUAAGACAGAGGCCGGAGAGUUCUGGAGGCGAGCAUUUGGAAACAAGUGUAUUGUGCAGUGGAGCAGUUUUAAGCAGCAUCUCCGUAGGGUCCAUGGCUUUGAAGAGGGGAUGGAGUCCAUGGCUCUAAAGUCAACUGUAGAUCUCACCUGUAACGACCACAUCUCAGUGUUUGAGUUUGACAUCUUCACCAGGCUAUUCCAGCCAUGGACGUCUCUUCUGAGGAACUGGAACCAGUUGGCAGUGACCCAUCCUGGCUACAUGGCCUUCCUCACCUACGACCAGGUCAAAGCCCGCCUCCAAAACUACCUGCACCGGCCCGGGAGCUAUAUCUUCCGUCUGAGCUGCACUCAGAUGGGCCAGUGGGCCAUUGGUCAUGUGACAGGUGAUGGCGGGAUCGUACAGACGAUCCCCCAGAAUACACCUCUCUACCAGGCCCUCAUCCAGGGCUUCAGGGAGGGCUGGUAAGUAAACACGCUCAUGGACACACCGCAGGAGGUUGGUGGAACGUUAAUUGAGGAGGACAGGCUCGUGGUAAUGACUGGAGUGGAAUCAGUGGAAUGGUAU